Phaeodactylum tricornutum CCAP 1055/1 is the source of this 1128-nucleotide messenger RNA. RefSeq lists its product with no specific name. The coding region runs from base 46 to 1128 and encodes 360 amino acids. NCBI's taxonomy places the organism in Eukaryota, Bacillariophyta, Bacillariophyceae, Surirellales, Neidiaceae. The transcript is spliced from 2 exons. The record is from RefSeq and is a predicted model, not a curated record.
GCACUUGCAAGCCUCAUCUUUUCUAUCUCAACAAACACUGCAACCAUGGUCUCCACUACUUCUAAAGUCGUCGCCGCCGUCCUCGUUAUGGGAGGCCUCCUCGCCACGCAGCUCGAUCUCACCAAGGAUGCUUCCGUCGCUACUCCUCACGCGAACGCGCCUUCCAAAACGACCGCCCGGGGCUUAAAGGGGGCUCGCCGAUUGGCGUCGGGUGCUACUGACGGAUACGGAAGCAUUGACGCUGUGUCCACUACCGGGGUUUAUGGGAGCGCCGGUGCAGGAGUGACCAAACAAGAAGCUCUAGUGAACAACAAAGGAAGCUUUGUGGUCACGGGAUCGGCAGGCAGUCCGGGUGGAAGCACUGAUGGUAGUGCGGGUGUCGCGAUCGACCAUGCUGGAGUUGAAUCGAAUGGAUAUGCCUAUAACUACGGCGUUGUAGACCCGUCUGUUGUGAGUGCCACGUCCGGCGGUACCGGCUACUUUGUUGGUUCUUUCGACACGGAUGCUACCGCCUCGUUGGCGCCUGGUGCUACAGAGGCUCCUACUGCCACGCCGCUCGUGACUUCCAGUCCCACGCGUGCCAAGUCCGCCAAGGCGAAAUCUCCCAAGGCGAAAUCUCCCAAGGCGGGAACACCCUCUCCUAAAUCGACCAUGGCUCCCGAGGAGGACGACCACGAUGACAGCGACUCCGAGAUGAACAUCGAAGUGCCCAGCAAGCUUUUGGUUGACUUGGCUGAAGAUGAAGCUACCCCGGUUCCCGAAAGCGGCUCGGCUUACGCCGCCGCGGGUGGUAGCUUUACGUCCACUCUCACCGGUGGAGCCUAUACAACAAUUGACACGCCAUACGGUGCAACGGCGGUCCCUGGUGCAACUGUGGUUCCCGCGUACGCCCUCGGGUCUGGUGGUGUCGAUAGUGUGACGGUAGAUGCUGGCGGUGCCGCUGACUCUACAGCCAACGAUUUCACGGCUAGCGCGGAUGCAGAAGGCGGCGCUGAGCAAGACGGAUCUUUCUAUGCCUACAAUGCGGCCUCCAUCAAUCCUGGUGCGACUGCAAUCCCUGUUGGUGAAGCCUCAAUUUAUGCCGACAUUGAUGGAGUGUUCGGUACUGCUGGAGAGGCUGGUGCCUAA